This is a messenger RNA of Anoplophora glabripennis (Asian longhorned beetle), 1256 nucleotides long. RefSeq names its product protein unc-119 homolog (gene unc-119). Gene Ontology annotation, cellular component: cilium. The transcript has 3 exons. Gene Ontology annotation, biological process: lipoprotein transport; cilium assembly; nervous system development. Bases 62 to 700 code for a protein of 212 amino acids. Lineage: Eukaryota; Metazoa; Arthropoda; Insecta; Coleoptera; Cerambycidae. The record is from RefSeq and is a predicted model, not a curated record. Gene Ontology annotation, molecular function: lipid binding.
CAUAUAGGUAGUUUGUUGUUGUUGUCAAGUAAUUACGUUUUGUUUGUUAGUUUCAAUUAAAAUGAGUGUUUUGCGAGAAAAAAGGGACAGUAUAACAAGUAAACCUUUACCUCACAUUGAAUCUAAAAUUAUUUCACCAGAAGAUGUUUUAAAGUUAACAAAAAUCACUGAAACAUACUUAUGUGAUCCAGACGCCAAUAUAUACGAUAUCGACUUCACCAGGUUCAAAAUACGGGAUUUGGAAAGUGGAGCUAUUCUUUUUGAGAUUGCUAAACCUCUGCCAGAAAAUAUUGAUGACAGUCUUGACAAGAAUAUUGAAAAUGAGGAAUUGAUUGAUCCCAAUUCUGGGCGAUUUGUGCGGUAUCAAUUUACACCACAGUUUUUGAAAUUGAAAACAGUGGGCGCAACGGUCGAAUUCACUGUUGGGAGUAAACCUGUUAAUAGAUUCCGCAUGAUAGAACGUCACUUUUUCAGGGACAAACUACUUAAAACUUUUGACUUUGAAUUUGGUUUUUGCAUACCAUUUUCAAGAAACACGUGCGAGCACAUAUAUGAAUUCCCAACGCUACCUGCAGAUCUUGUAAAUGAAAUGAUUGCAUCUCCUUUUGAAACGAGAUCCGAUUCAUUCUACUUUGUUGACGAUUGUCUUAUAAUGCACAAUAAGGCUGACUAUGCCUAUAAUGGUGGUAUGUCUACAUAACUAUAAAGCAGAAAAAGCAGGGUCUGAUAAUACAAUAAUUUUACCAAAUUUUGACGUUGAAAAUGUAUUUACACAAAAAUGUUAACAGUCAGAAAAAGUUGUUUUUUCAUCUGAAUUGAUCCCAUUCAGUGUUUUACACAGUUUUGAGCACAAACACUUGAUAGCUUUAGAGAAAUGUAUCAUAAUCACAUGAUGCGUGCUUGAGACAAAGAGAGCAAGACAAUUUUUGAAAAAUAAUUGCAGAGCUUGUAUUGAAAAUAAAUUUAAGAGAAAUUAGCAUCGUCUGCAAAACCAAACAUUUACUUAUACCUACAUACAGAAAAUAUGUUUUUAUCCUAUCAUCUGUACAGAAACUGAUGAAAAUUAAAGUAGUCAUAUUUUUUUCAUUGAAACAUGGCUCGUACUAUUUUUUUGACAAAAAAAUUUUUGCACGAAAUUUGCGAAAUUGGGAUUAUUUUCCCCAAGAUAUUGAAAAGGAAUAAUAUACAAUAUGGUAUUUUUUUUAUUCAAAAGAUAAUUUUUUUUCGUAGUUAUAACUAUUUAAAUAUGAUUUGAU